AUGCUGUUCACGACCGUACUUGCUGCUGCGUCUUCGCUUUUGGGCGUCGCCGCCGCUCCCUCUAAGCGCGCUCCUUCUGGGUUGUGCGUGCAGGGCGUGCAUGAUGUUGAGGUCCAGAGUCCAUUCGUUUUCCCUGUGGCGCGCGAGUGCUGCAACGACGUCCCAGACGGCAACAGCUUCUGGAACACAUCGAUCUGCGUCGCAGCGGUCAUCGGAUCUGGCGUCACACAACUCCUCGACUUCGCCGACUGCUACACGAACCUGACCAUCCCCCUCCCCGCGCAGGAGCCCGACCUCGACACGAACGUCUGGAGCGUGAUCACCGGCGGGCAGGACAACGCGACGUCCGCGGACCUCGUGAACUUUGUGUACUCGGAGAUCGCGGCGAAGAAGCUGUCGACGUACCCCGACUCGAGGGACUCGCUCGCGACGUACUACGUCAACAGCAUAUUCGCGUACCUCGGCGUCGACCCGAUCGAAUCGAUCAGCUACGACGGGUUCAACCAGUGGCUGCACUUGUCCGGUUACGCGAACCACUACCACGUCCAGUAG
This is a messenger RNA of Peniophora sp. CBMAI 1063, 552 nucleotides long. The record is from the annotation of a GenBank genome assembly. Lineage: Eukaryota; Fungi; Basidiomycota; Agaricomycetes; Russulales; Peniophoraceae.